Messenger RNA from Schistocerca piceifrons (Central American locust), 976 nucleotides. RefSeq names its product DNA replication complex GINS protein PSF3 (gene Psf3). The transcript has 4 exons. Gene Ontology annotation, biological process: mitotic DNA replication initiation. Gene Ontology annotation, cellular component: GINS complex. NCBI's taxonomy places the organism in Eukaryota, Metazoa, Arthropoda, Insecta, Orthoptera, Acrididae. The record is from RefSeq and is a predicted model, not a curated record. Bases 69 to 677 code for a protein of 202 amino acids.
GGGAAAAUCCCUGUCACUUUUCUUUGUUGUUAUUCUUUGAUGGGUUGAAUCUGUCAGCUGUUGGAAAAAUGUUUUUCGAAAGAAGCUUCUUCCCGGAUUAUUUUUCGAUAGAUGAUAUAAUGGCAACACAGGAACGUGUUCCAUGUAAAUUCGAAGUGCAAGUGUUGCGCUUAGGUUUCCUCGAUCAGGGUUCCGAAAGUGAGCAUAUUAAUGCUGGUACUAAUAUGGAACUACCAUAUUGGUUGGCACGUGCCCUUGGCCAUCAAAGACAGAAGAUUGUAUCAGUGGACAUUCCAAAAGUGUAUAAGGAAGCAUACAGGGAAAUUCUCAAGGCAGAUUCUUGUGUUGUAGAUCUCUACAAGUUUGGUGCAUAUUUUUACGAGUUUGGCAUCUACAUAUCACUUCUGGGACACCGUGAGGGUCCAGAGAUCAGGGAAAUUCUUGUAAAGACAUUUCGAGAGCGCCUGCGCCAGGUGACAGACUGGGCACAGAAUAUGGAAGCGGAGCCGGGAAGAAUUCUCCGCCUCGACACUCUCGAGCGAGGUCUGCUCCAUUCGGGGCAGAAAGCUCAUUGUCAACUGGAGGUGUGGCUGACGUCUGGGGCUGGAGGCCUUGUUGCCUCAACAAUGGUUGUGCAGCACAAGAAAAGACGCCUUGCGAUGGAGAACCAGAUAUAGAAGGCUGUUUCCGUCAUCCCACUAGUAUGUUAUAGCAUCAGCUGGGGGCAGUGCUCCCAAUAUCCUUAGUUGUGUAUUACUUCUUGUACUAUGUUGUCCAUGUAAAUAAAACCAAUAUUUAAUUAGUAAUUGAUUAAGGUAAGAAAAAAAAACUAGAGAUGGAUGUGCAACUUUUUAGCUAUUUUUAGACAAAAUAACUUCUGUAGUGUUAGUUAAUGUAAGUAUUUGAGCAGUUUUUACUUCAGUAAACUGUGAUAUGUAAUCUAAAUUGACUGUCAUAAAUUUAAUAGUUUAGGUCA